This is a messenger RNA of Dioscorea cayenensis subsp. rotundata (Guinea yam), 1476 nucleotides long. Its product is annotated as putative 12-oxophytodienoate reductase 11. Bases 132 to 1235 code for a protein of 367 amino acids. The transcript has 5 exons. NCBI's taxonomy places the organism in Eukaryota, Viridiplantae, Streptophyta, Magnoliopsida, Dioscoreales, Dioscoreaceae. The record is from RefSeq and is a predicted model, not a curated record. Gene Ontology annotation, molecular function: oxidoreductase activity; FMN binding.
AGACUUCCCCCUUUUGAGGUCUUCUCAUGCUCUAUAUCAGACCAUGAAACGGAGCUCACAAGUGUUCAAAACAAUCAAAAGAAAAGGAAAAAAAAGUCUAGUGUUCAAGAUUUGGUGAUUGAACUCAAGAGAUGGCAGCAGAGAUCCCUCUACUUACUCCUUAUAAGAUGGGCAAGUUUGAUCUCUCACACAGAGUAGUUUUGGCUCCAUUAACAAGAACAAGAUCUUAUGGCAAUGUUCCUCAACCUCAUGCCAUUUUGUAUUACUCUCAGAGGGCUUCCAAAGGAGGCUUUCUAAUUGCUGAAGCUACUGGAGUUUCUGACACUGCUCAAGGAUAUCCUGAAACUCCUGGAAUUUGGACUAAAGAACAAGUGGAAGCAUGGAAACCAAUUGUGAAGGCUGUGCAUGAUAAGGGUGGUGUAUUUUUCUGUCAGUUAUGGCAUGUAGGAAGAGUUUCAAACUACGGUUACCAACCUAAUGGACAAGCUCCAAUCUCCAGCACUGACCGGCCAAUACUGGCUCAAACAUAUCCUAAUGGUACGGUUGAAGAGUACUCUCCUCCCCGACGACUAAGAACUGAUGAGAUCCCGCAAAUUAUCAAUGAUUUCAGGUUGGCUGCAAGGAAUGCUAUUGAAGCUGGCUUUGAUGGAAUUGAAAUCCAUGGUGCUCAUGGCUACUUGUUGGAACAAUUCAUGAAGGAAAGCACAAAUGACAGAACCGAUGAAUAUGGGGGUAGCUUGGAGAACAGAUGCCGCUUCGCUAUUGAAGUGAUUGAAGCAAUUGUGAAUGAGAUUGGUGCUGAUAGAGUCGGCAUUAAACUCUCUCCAUUUGCACAUUCCAUGGAAACCUGGGACUCAAACCCAGAGGCUCUCGCACUCUACAUGGUUAAUGCACUGAACAAGUUCGGCAUUCUCUACUGCCACAUGGCUGAGCCAAGGAUGGAAAUUAUAGAUGCUAAGCAACAGAUUCCACGUGGUCUUCUUAACAUGAGGAAGGCAUUCAAAGGAACAUUUAUCGCCGCUGGAGAAUAUGAUCGAGAUGAUGGUAACAAGGCCAUUGCUGAAGGUUAUACUGAUCUUGUUGCCUACGGUCGCUUGUUCUUGGCCAAUCCUGACUUGCCCAAGAGAUUUGAGUUGAAUGCACCACUGAACAAUUACAAUUUUUUCACAUUCUGCACUCAGGACCCUGUUGUUGGGUAUACGGAUUACCCGUUUCUUGAUGAGUCUUCCGCUUGAGUUGCUGAAGAAUUUGCCUGCCUUCUCAAGAGUUAUUUCUGCAUGUGUUUCGGCAUGGUACUUAGAGAAGAAAACAACAUUACAGAUUGAAGAUAUUUUCAGCCAUAGCAAACUGGACAAGAAAAGCAGAGGAAUUGGAACCAAUAUGUUUAAAGAAAACACAGUGAUACUUCGAAUCUAUUUUGUUAUGUCCUGUCUAUGGUUGGAUAUUCACAUGAAUAUGAAGGAUUAAUUAAAAACC